Messenger RNA from Nicrophorus vespilloides, 1968 nucleotides. RefSeq names its product tyrosine-protein phosphatase non-receptor type 23-like. Gene Ontology annotation, cellular component: endosome. The record is from RefSeq and is a predicted model, not a curated record. Gene Ontology annotation, biological process: endocytic recycling; early endosome to late endosome transport; protein transport to vacuole involved in ubiquitin-dependent protein catabolic process via the multivesicular body sorting pathway. Bases 207 to 1490 code for a protein of 427 amino acids. The transcript has 4 exons. Lineage: Eukaryota; Metazoa; Arthropoda; Insecta; Coleoptera; Silphidae.
CAUUUCUAUUUUUGUGACAGUUUGUAAAUCAACAAUUAGAUGUGAUUAGAUGUGUCAAGACAAGUGGGAUUCCUGUGACUUUUUACGUCAAAGUAAUUGUGUUAAUUUCUCUCUGAACGGAUAAAUCGGUUACCUGUUAUAAUUACGACAGAUCUCUAAUUCAUUUGUGUUCAAAAGUAAACAAAUUAUUUAAAGAACAAUAAAUAAUGGAAGACAUACCUAGACCACCGAUGUUGGGCUUUGAUCUGCUCACCUCAGAGAAAUGCUUACUUGAACCAACCUUGAAGGCGCAUAUAUUAAACGAAUUUGUGGAGGACCCAGAAAGUUAUAGUAAUGAAAUACAUGAAUUGUUAAUGUUGCGAGAGAAAGCUUUAUCACCUUCUGUCGACAUAACAAGUUGUCAACUUCUUAAGAAGUAUUACUGCCAAAUGAAUUUCUUGAAGAAUCGAUUCUGUAUGGAAGAGGGUGAAGCUGGAGCUGUUAAAUUUUCAUGGAAGGAUGAAAACACCAAAAUGACUGCAACGGUCCAAGAUAUAUAUUUUGAAUUGAUGUGUAUUCUGAUAAAUAUAGGAUCAAUGCAUGCAACGUUGGGAGCUAACGAUUGUAAGAAUAGUCCUAAUGGAUAUAGGAUGGCUUUCACACAUUUUCGAUGUGCAGCUUGGGUUUUCGAAGAAGUCGAACAGUAUUUUAACAGGUUUACACCUUUCAUUACAACUCAUUAUCAGAUUUUAGCUAUGCAAUAUAUUUGUAAAGCCCAAGCACAGGAAUGCAUUCUGGAAGAAGUUGUAAAGGAAAAGAGAAGACCUCACAUCCCUUUUGUAUUGUCUCUACAGAUAAUUGAAUAUUACUCUGAUGCAUUGACUGGGUACUAUAAUGACUAUGACAGUGAAGGUGAAUCUGAAGAAGAAAUUGUUAUUGACGAUUAUACUAUGUACCUAAUUAAAUAUCUCGAAUUCAAAUUAUUUUAUCACAGCAGUUUUUCACUCUUUUAUCAUGGGAAGUAUGCAGAAAUUCUACAGCAAAUGGGCCUUAGGGUGGCUAUAUAUGAACAUGCUUUAGAUUACCUAGAGGAAGCCAGAAAAAAAGUUGAAAAAGUUUUAAGUUCUUACCAAGAUCCAAUCAAAAAAACCAUAGCGUUCGCCCAUGAAGUAAUUGAAGAGAAUCUAAGAAUAGCCAGAAAUGAGAAUAAAUCUAUUUACCAUCAGGCAGUACCACACUUCAGAAGUAUACCGGAUUAUGAAGGGAAAUCUUUUGUAAAAGGGAUCCCAUUCGAUGUUUUCAAUAAGGAAGUAUCCGGACCAGAUCUUUUCGAGAGGUUGAAUCCAUUGGAAUAUCAUGCAUUUGGUUUUAAUAGAUGCAGCGAUCAAAAGGAUGAGUUUUUACGCGUCCUUGGUAAUAAUAUUUCUAUUCACGAUCAAGAAUUAACUGAGUUCAUGGAUUCUAAGCAAUCAGAAGUAUUAAAUCUUAUUGAAAAUAGUGAAAACAACUAGUCACGCAAUUUAUUUUUAAUUUUAUCUAAAUAUUGUAAUUGUUGUAUACUGUUACCAACUAAUCUAUAAGAUUUAAAAGCUACAUUACUUCGCCGUCAAUAUUAUAAAAAAUAUUAUUAGGUGAACUGCAAUACUCUUCCUGAAUACAGGACAAUAGUUGAUAACCAUUAUCGAACUAUCAACAUUUUAUAAUAUAAUUUUAAUAAAUAAAAUAUAUUUUAUUAGGUCCAUUGUCAUUUGUUACAGAUUAGUGUUAUAAGUUAUAUGUAUGUAUUUCAUAGUAAUAUGUUACGUAGUUCGGUAAAUGUACACAUUUACCGAUUUGGUUGGUAAAUCUAAGUUCGUCUUACAUCAUUAACUGGAGAACAAGGUUUUAAGAAGGAUGGAACUACAAAAUAAAAUAUGUAAUUUGCCAAUAGCUAAAGUUUUGUGCAAUUCAGAGUCCUGCAAAGUUAUUGCAAUACAUAAUAUAUUACUG